CGCCUCGCGCGCCGCCGCUCGGGCGUCCGCCAGAGCCACCCGCUGCAGCUCUCCGAGUCCGAGCACGCGGCCAGCUCCAACGCCUCCCACGUGGAGUACUCCUCGAACUGGGCCGGCGCCGUGUACGACUCGUACCCCUCGGGCUCUUUCACGUCCGUGACGGGCACGUUCACCGUGCCCACCCCGAGCGCGCCCUCGGGUGGCCGUGGCUCCUACUCUGCCUCCGCCUGGGUCGGCAUCGACGGCGACACCUGCAGCACCGCUAUCCUCCAGACCGGCGUCGACUUCACCAUCGACGGCGGCGACGUCUCGUACGAUGGUGCCUGGUACGAGUGGUACCCGGACUACGCGUACGACUUCUCGGGGAUCAGCUUCAGCGCGGGCGACACCGUGAAGCUGACGGUGACCGCGUCGUCGACGACGUCGGGCACGGCGGUGAUCGAGAACACGAGCACGGGCCAGACGGUCACGCAGGACAUCACGUCGUCGUCCGCGCUCUGCGAGGAGAACGCGGAGUGGAUCGUCGAGGACUACGAGGAGGGCGGCUCGCUCGUGCCCCUCGCCGACUUCGGCACGGUUACCUUCACCGGCGCGUCCGCGGAGACGACCUCCGGCGCCGUCGGCCCCAGCGGCGCGACCCUGAUCGAUAUCGAGCAGAACAACGACGUCCUCACCUCCGCGUCGACUUCCUCGGACUCGGUCACCGUCAAGUACGUCUAG
This is a messenger RNA of Fomitopsis serialis, 720 nucleotides long. RefSeq names its product peptidase G1. Gene Ontology annotation, molecular function: glutamic-type endopeptidase activity. The transcript has 3 exons. Gene Ontology annotation, biological process: proteolysis. Lineage: Eukaryota; Fungi; Basidiomycota; Agaricomycetes; Polyporales; Fomitopsidaceae. The record is from RefSeq and is a predicted model, not a curated record. The annotation marks the transcript as partial.